AUGAAGACUGCUUCAUUUUCUGUCCUCGCUGCGCUUGCAGCAAUAGUUGCCAGCAACGACUUGCCUCCGGUCACAACAGAGGCAUUGCAGGCCCUUAUCGCUCUUGAUGAGCUUUUGAGUGCCGCAAACCAGCUCCAGGCGUUUGCUGAUGCACAUCCCGGAGGCAACAGGGUCUUUGGUAGCCCUGGCCACAAUGACACUGUCAAUUUCUUGUACGAGACACUUGCAGCAACUGACUAUUACGAUGUCGAGUUCCAGGAAUUUGUUGAACUCUUCUCAGGUGGCAGUGCUUCCCUGACAACGAAUGGUGAAGAACAAGAGGCGAGCCUGAUGACAUAUACUCCGAGCGGUUCGGCCAAUGCAUCACUCGUGGCGGUCCCAAACCUGGGCUGCUUGCCCGAAGAUUUCCCUCUCGAGGCUGCAGAAGCCGUAGUUCUCAUUUCUCGCGGGGAAUGCCCCUUUGCGGAAAAAGCUACCAAUGCGCUGAGUGCAGGCGCAGUCGGUGCAGUCGUUUAUAACAAUGUCGAGGGUCCCUUGGCUGGGACACUUGGAGGCGUUGGGGACUACACUCCCGUUGUUGGUAUCACACAAGCUGCUGGAGAAGCUCUACUGGCUUUGCUCGAAGCAGGUGAAGAAGUCACGGUUGAACUUGAAGUCGACGCCAUCCUCGAGAACCGGACUACAUACAACGUGAUCGCUGAAACCAAAGGAGGUGAUCACGAAAAUGUCAUUGCACUUGGAGCUCAUACCGACUCUGUGGAGCAAGGCCCAGGGAUCAACGACGACGGCUCCGGAACAAUUGGUAUCCUCAAUGUUGCCAUUGCACUCUCGAACUUUACAGUCACCAAUGCCGUUCGGUUUCUCUUCUGGAGCGCUGAAGAGUUUGGCCUGCUAGGCUCCAACCAUUAUGUCAGCCAGCUGAAUCAGACUGCGAGCGAGAUAGCAAAGAUUCGGGCAUACUUAAAUUUCGACAUGAUCGCCUCGCCAAACUAUGUGUACGCGAUUUAUGAUGGAGAUGGCAGCAGCUUUAAUUUGACUGGGCCACCAGGGUCAGCAGAAAUCGAAGCCGAUUUCCAAGGAUUCUACAUCGCUAAAGGGGUCAAGUAUACAUCAACGGCGUUUGAUGGCCGCUCAGACUACGGUGCAUUCCUAGAAAACAACAUUCCCGCCGGAGGCCUCUUCACCGGCGCUGAGGAGGUCAAGACAGAGGAGGAGGCUCUAGCAUUUGGAGGUACUGCGGGGAUGGCGUACGAUGAGAAUUAUCAUCAAGCUCGGGACACGAUCGAAAAUCUAGCCCAUGACGCGUUUUUACUCAACACCCAAAGCAUAGCUAACUCGAUUGCUUUAUAUGCUAGUGGCGGUGGACUGGAUAGGAUACCCCGAGCCACUCCUCCAACCAUCAAAAGACAUUGGCAACCGUCCGCCAGAAAGACUAAGCGAGAACUAGCACAUGCAGGACAUUCUCACUGCAACUCGAAGGAUAUACCAGCCAUCUGA
Exophiala aquamarina CBS 119918 is the source of this 1497-nucleotide messenger RNA. Its product is annotated as aminopeptidase. Bases 1 to 1497 code for a protein of 498 amino acids. NCBI's taxonomy places the organism in Eukaryota, Fungi, Ascomycota, Eurotiomycetes, Chaetothyriales, Herpotrichiellaceae. Gene Ontology annotation, biological process: proteolysis. Gene Ontology annotation, molecular function: aminopeptidase activity; metalloexopeptidase activity. The record is from RefSeq and is a predicted model, not a curated record. The transcript has a single exon.